Molecule: messenger RNA, 1592 nt
Organism: Aphanomyces astaci
Lineage: Eukaryota; Oomycota; Saprolegniomycetes; Saprolegniales; Verrucalvaceae
Exons: 2
Coding region: 291-1151 (286 amino acids)
Cellular component (GO): Set1C/COMPASS complex
Molecular function (GO): histone binding
Source: RefSeq, a predicted model, not a curated record
ACAAGUUCAGACGCAUUAAACGGUCAGUCACAUCCGACAGCUUCAUCGAGCAUGUCGACGCUGAAUGAAAUGCCAGUGGAGCCACCCAUGACGGAAUCCGCGGCGUUCCUUCAAGCGCAUCCAUCGUCCCCCCCUCAUCGAUCGCCGCACACGCCGUUCCAGCUCAAGUUUACAUGCGUGGGGCACAAGAAGGCCAUCUCGAGUGUCGAGUUCGCGCCUACCGGCCACAUCCUUGCCAGUGCAUGUACGUCUUCCUCCAUUUACGAUGAGGAGGAAGAACACAUGUUCUGAUGCAUGCUCCCCGUUGUGGUUGUGUAGCCCCGGAUAAAACGGUCAAGUUAUGGGAUGCCUCGUCCGGGUCCCUCAAAACAACCCUCGAAGGCCACGACCAAGGGAUCUCAGACAUCUCAUGGUGUCAAAACGCAAAAUACGUCGCAUCUGGCUCGGACGAUCGGACCGUCAAGACAUGGGACGUCGAGCAGGGCUGCACCGUCGCGACCCUCCGUGGGCACACCAACGUGGUGUUUUCAGUCAACUUCAACCCGCAAGGGACGCUCAUUGCGAGUUCUUCGUUCGAUGACAGCGUGCGCAUUUGGGAUUUUCGGACUGGUCGCAUCGCGCGCAUGAUUCCCGCGCAUUCCGACCCGGUCACGGCCGCGUCGUUCAACCGCGACGGCACGCUACUCGUCUCGAGCAGCUACGACGGGCUGUGCCGAAUAUGGGACGUGGCCUCGGGCCAAUGCCUCAACACGCUGACGCUGUCCACCGACGCCACUUCCAACGACCCGAUCGUGCCCGUCUCGUUCGCGCGCUUCACUCCCAACGGCAAGUUUGUCCUCGUGAGCACGUUGGACGGGAAGCUGCGGCUAUGGGACUACGUGCGGUCCCGCGUGCUCAAGACGUACAGCGGCCACGUGAACGCGUCGUUUUGCAUCUUCUCGGCGUUCUCGGUCGUCGGCGACAAGCCGCAUGUCGUGAGUGGUUCCGAGGACGGAAACGUCGUGCUGUGGGACGUACAGACCCAGUCCAUUGCGCAGAUCAUCCCCGCACACACGGACGCCGUCCUCGCGGUCGCCGCCAAUCCCAUGCGACCCAUGCUCGCGACCGGCGCGCUUGAAAAAGACAAGACGAUCAAGGUCUGGGAAGCUUGACAGACUGGAUGCAUGUGGGUGGGUGAGUGUCGACGAGUAUGGCGGCAGAGAGGGUCCGCCACGCCCUACGAGGCUGCCGAUGCAUGAGGAGGACUACGCUCGUCCGGUCUGCACACUCAUCCACUGUCCGAGAAGCUAGCCGGAACGCCACUGCCGCGUUUUGGGGGCUGUGUAGGUGGUGGUGGUCGGGGUAGCAAUUUACUAACUUAAGUGGGGUCCAACACUGUUGUGGUUGCCCAGCGCCCUCGACGAUGUUCGGUCGUUUGCAUGUUAUAUGGUGCAUUUCAUCUAAAGACUACAGAUGGGCCAUCCUCAAGAGGAGACGUUUUACUAUUAAACGCCUCGGUUAUUUCAGUUAACCCCCCGUAAUGUUGACGUUAAAUUAUUUUUACUUACGUUUUUUAUCUGGUAAAUAGGUUAAACAUCCUGAAUAAUCCGGAU